Corythoichthys intestinalis (scribbled pipefish) is the source of this 5556-nucleotide messenger RNA. Its product is annotated as protein phosphatase 3 catalytic subunit alpha. Bases 267 to 1838 code for a protein of 523 amino acids. Lineage: Eukaryota; Metazoa; Chordata; Actinopteri; Syngnathiformes; Syngnathidae. Gene Ontology annotation, molecular function: calmodulin-dependent protein phosphatase activity; calmodulin binding. Gene Ontology annotation, biological process: calcineurin-NFAT signaling cascade. The record is from RefSeq and is a predicted model, not a curated record. The transcript has 14 exons. Gene Ontology annotation, cellular component: cytosol; calcineurin complex; cytoplasm.
UUCUCUCUCGCUCUCUCUCUCCGCGUUGCGUUGAGGCAACUGUAAGCGGAGUAACAGUAAAUCAGACCUCGCAGCCGGAGCAGUGAAACCGUAAACCCGUAAACCUCGUCGCUGUAUUUUUGGCCGCUGACAGGAGCGACUGAGACCCCGGCGCUGUCUUUCCUUCCUCGGCGCGAUCCACCGAGAGAGUUAUCCGGCGAGAGCGACGCCGUCAAAGCGUUUUCCGCCUACUUUCUGCUCGAGAUCAAUAUACUUUCACACUGGAAAUGUCCGAAAACAAGCCGAAUGACGAGCCCAAGUUAUCCACGACGGACAGGGUGGUGAAAUCCGUUCCAUUCCCACCCAGUCAUCGACUGACGGCCAAAGAGGUGUUUGAUGGCGAGGGCAAGCCCAAAGUUGACGUGCUGAAAGCUCAUCUGACCAAGGAGGGACGCGUGGAGGAGGCGGUGGCGCUGAGGCUCAUCGGCGAGGGGGCCGCCAUCCUGCGCUCGGAGAAGAACCUGCUGGACAUUGAAGCGCCGGUGACAGUGUGCGGCGACAUCCACGGGCAGUUUUUUGACCUGAUGAAACUCUUUGAGGUGGGAGGCUCACCGGCAUCCACGCGCUACCUUUUCCUGGGGGACUACGUCGACAGAGGGUAUUUCAGUAUUGAAUGUGUGCUGUACUUGUGGGCCUUAAAGAUCCUCUACCCCAAAACCCUUUUUUUGCUGCGCGGGAACCACGAAUGUAGACAUUUAACAGAGUAUUUCACAUUUAAGCAGGAAUGUAGAAUUAAGUAUUCAGAAAGGGUGUAUGACGCGUGUAUGGACGCCUUUGACUGCCUUCCCCUGGCUGCACUUAUGAACCAGCAGUUCCUCUGUGUACACGGAGGACUUUCUCCAGAAAUCACGAAUCUUGACGACAUCAGGAAAUUAGACAGAUUCAAAGAGCCUCCAGCAUACGGGCCUAUGUGUGAUCUGCUUUGGUCCGACCCCCUGGAGGACUUUGGGAACGAGAAGAGUCAGGAGCAUUUCACACAUAACACAGUGCGAGGUUGCUCCUACUUCUACAGCUAUCCCGCCGUUUGCGACUUCCUACAUCACAAUAAUUUACUAUCUAUCAUCCGGGCCCAUGAAGCGCAGGAUGCCGGAUAUCGCAUGUACAGAAAGAGUCAGACCACUGGCUUCCCGUCCCUUAUCACCAUUUUCUCUGCACCCAACUACCUUGAUGUCUAUAACAACAAAGCGGCCGUGCUGAAGUAUGAGAACAACGUGAUGAACAUCCGACAGUUCAACUGCUCGCCUCACCCCUACUGGCUGCCCAACUUUAUGGACGUCUUCACCUGGUCGCUGCCGUUUGUCGGCGAGAAGGUGACUGAGAUGCUCGUGAACGUCUUGAGCAUCUGCUCCAACGACGAGCUGACGACCGACGAGGAGCUUGACGGUGCCACGGCUUCUGCACGCAAGGAAGUCAUCCGCAACAAGAUCCGCGCCAUUGGGAAGAUGGCACGGGUAUUCUCUGUGCUCAGAGAGGAGAGUGAGAGCGUGUUGACGCUGAAGGGACUCACCCCGACGGGCAUGCUACCCAGCGGCGUGCUGUCCGGCGGCAAGGAAAAGCUGCAGAACGCUACUAUUGAAGCCAUUGAGGCUGACGAAGCCAUCAAGGGCUUUUCGCCCCAGCACAAGAUCACCAGCUUCGAGGAAGCCAAGGGUCUGGACCGCAUCAACGAGAGGAUGCCGCCGCGGCGGGACGCACUCCCCUCGGACGCCAGCCUCAACUCGCUCAACAAGGCGCUGUGCUCGGAGACCAACGGCACGGACAGCAAAGGAAGCACCAGCGGCGGCGGAGGGAUCCAGUAGAUCCCCAGGGCGGGGCUCCGGGUGGGGCGGGAACGGGAGUAAGGCAUGUACGGGUCGCACCGGGGAGGGUGUCAUGUCACUUGCUAGUCUUUGGAUAUGCCUUCAAAUUAUUCGUCAAAUCUGCUAAGUUAUUGCUAAAAGCGCCAAGGGCGCUUGGUCGGACGCCACUCUGCACGCGAGAGCGAUAAGGAUGGUUUUUUUCUUGUUUCUUUUCUUCUCGGAAGACCCUUGCUCAUUUAUACGGAGCUCCUAAAGGGAAAUCGACAGAAAUAAAAUGAAUGAAACCAUCUGCGCACCAGAAAAAAUUGGUAAACAUUAGCGUUAUAUAGCAUUUAGGCUAGCUGACGUUUGCUAUGCUAUAAGUUAGUCAAUUGUUGCAUUGUUGCAAUUGGCUAACUUGCAUUGAAAAAUUCUGCAGCUUAAAUGCUAUAUAAUGCUAAUGUUUGCAACAAUUGGCCAACUUGCAUCACAAAAGUCUGCAAGCUUAAAUGCUAUGUAAUGCUAAUGUUUACCAGAUACGGACUAGAAACCAUCUGGUGCACACAGGAUGGCUUCUGAUGCGCACUACAUACUAUGUGGUUUGAACCAGAUUGUUUCUGGUGCGCACUAUAUACUAUCUGGUGUAAUCCAGAUGACCAAAUUGUUUCUGGUGCGCACUACAUAAUAUGUGGUAUGCACCAGAUUGUUUCUGGUCCGCACUACAUACAAUCUGGUAUGCACCAGUUUUUUUCUUGUGCGCAUCACAUACUAUCUGGUGCGCACCAGAUGGUUUCUGUGGUGUGAACCAGAUUACCAUAUUGUUUCUGGUGCACACUAUAUACUAUCUGGUACACACUAGAUGGUUUCUGGUGCGCACCAGAUUGUUUCUCGUGUGCACCACAUACUAUCAGGUGCACACCAGUUUACCAGAUUAUUUCUGGUGUGACCCAGAUUACCAUGUUCUUUCUGGUCCGCACUACAUACUAUCUGGUAUGCACCAAAUUGUUUCUGGUGCGCAUCACAUACUAUCUGGUGUGCACCAGAUUACCAGAUGGUUUCUGGUGUGAACCAGAUGACCAGAUUGUUUCUGGUACGCACUACAUACUAUGCGAUACAACCCAGAUUGUUUGUGGUGCGCCCUACAUACUAUGUGGUGCACACCAGAUUGUUUCUUGUGUGACCCAGAUUACCAGAUUGUUUCCAGUGCGCACCACAUGGUUUCUGGUGUGACCCAGAUUACCAGAUUGUUUCCAGUUCGCACCACGUAGGUUCUGGUGUGAAACAGAUUACCAGAUUUUGGUGCGCACUACAUACUAUCUGGUGUGCACCAGAUUGUUUCUGGUGUGACCCAGAUUUCUAGAUUGUUUCUGGUAUGUGGUGUGCACCAGAUUGUUUCUGAAUCGCACUAUAUACUAUUCUGUGUGCACCAGACUGUUUCUGGUGCGCACUACAUAUGAUGUGGUGUGCACCAGGUUGUUUCUGGUGUGCAAUAUAUACCAUUCUGUGCGCACCAAAUUGUUUCAUACUUGUGGUAUGCACUAGAUUGUUUUUGGUGCACACUACAUACUAUCUGGUGCACACCAGAUUGUUUCUGGUGCGCACUACAUACUAACUGGUGCACACCAGAGGGAUUCUGGUGUGAACCAGACUACCAGAUUUUUUCUGGUGCGCACUAGAUGGUUUCUGGUGGACACCAGAUUAGCAGAUUGUUUCUGGUGCGCACCACAUGGUUUCUGGUGUGACCAAGAUUACCAGAUUGUUUCCAGUUCGCACCACGUAGUUUCUGGUGUGAAACAGAUUACCAGAUUGUUUCUGAUGCACACUAUAUACUAUGCGGUACGCACCAGAAUUUGGUGCGUACUACAUGUUAUCUGGUGUGCACCAGAUUGUUUCUGGUGUGACCCACAUUACCAGAUUGUUUCUGGUGUGACCCAGAUUACCAGAUUGUUUCUGGUGCACACUACAUACUAUGUGGUACGCACCAGAUUUUGGUGUGCACUACAUACUAUGUAGUGCGCACCAGAUUGUUUCUGGUGCGCAUUAUAUACUAUUCUGUGUGCACCAGAUUGUUUCUGGUUCGCACCACAUGGUUUCUGGUGUGAACCAGAUUACCAGAUAUUUUGUGGUGCGCACCACAUACUAUCUGGUGCACACAAGAUUGUUUUCUGGUGUGACACAGAUUACCAGACUGUUUCUGGUACGCACUACAUGUGAUGAGGUGCGCACCAGGUAGUUUCUGGUGUGCAAUAUAUACUAUUCUGUGGGCACCAGAUGGAUUCUGGUGUGAAUCAGAUUACCAGAUUUUUUUCUGGUGCGCACUAGAUGUUUUCUGGUGCACACCAGAUUACCAGAUUGUUUCUGGUGCGCACCACAUACUAUCUGGUGCGCAGCAGAUUGUUUAAAAUUAUUUCUGUCAAUGUCCCUUUAAGGGCUCCGUACAUUUACCUUCUUACUAACUAUUGUACGUUUACAAAAACACAGCACUAAAAAGGACAGAACGAGCUGCCGUUUUUAAAAAAAUAUAAUGUAAGGGUGUACAAACUAAGAACUAUUUAUUGAUGAUUUUUCUUUUUUUUUUUUUUUUUUUUGUUGCUCUUCUUAUAUUAUAGCUCUGAAAUGAAUUAGGCAGUCUUAAAAAGAAUGUUGUGGAAAUGCCAAAUAAUGGAACGUUUUAUGGUUAUGUACAUAUUACGCUUACCUCAGGUUCUUUUGGUGUGUGCUUUGACCUGAUUUUUUCUCUUUCUCUCUCCUGUAUAAUGGCUAAAUGACUCGAUAAGGAGCGAUAUUUUAUUGAGUUUCAUAACUGGAAUUUUCAUUUAUCAUUUGCUAAUAUGUUUUCAGAAGGAAAGGUUCGAUUUAAUAAGGCUUGCUGGAAACGAGUGUUCAUUUUCUCUUUUGAAGUAUUACGAACAAAGUGAGAAUAGGAAACUUAUAUUGUGUAAAAAGAAAAAAAAAACAAGUGUCUGCCUAUGCAUGUUUUCUAAAAAGUCAAAGAACUGAAAAAGAAAAUGGGAAUAUUUGAACUAUAUUGCUCUUUAGUGAACAUAUACUGGAAACAUUUAACACCACGACGCGCUAUGCCUUCUUUUUUAAGAUGACGACUCCUGUUUUUUCAGCGGCGCUUGUACGUGCACACAUGUCCAAUUUACGCAUGUUUGAAAAUUCUCGUGAGGUGUGUUGGUUACCAUGUCGGAGCUCAAAAAUGCAUGAUUAGCCCUCGGUGUCAUAUAACAGGUUUCGAAAAGUUUUUUUUUUUAAAUGUGCCACAGAAUUUGUCAUUUGGUUCUUCUAUUCUAACCAUUAUUAUUUGGAAACUCUGCUUUGUAUAUCAGUUACAGGUUUGAUACUGCUCAAUACUUUAAACAAAAAAAAUAUAUAUAUGUUGAUCUUUUUUAAGAAACUGCUUAAGUGCCCAAGUAAUUCACUACAUGACAUGAAGCCUUGCUUUUUGUAAUUUACUUCAAAACUGUUGGCAGAUGAGGCAUGCACUUGCAACUAUGAAAAAUUAGUAUUUUAUAUAACUGUUCAAUAAAAAUGUGCAUGAAUUUCAACUCCAGCCAUCCUCGACUCCACUCAUUUUAAUUAACACUAGCGGUUUGGCCCGGCAUUGCUCGGAAACUACCUAUGAACCAUUGCGGGGGAACACAUCAUAAAUAGCACCUUAGUUUAGACUCAAACAAUGUAAAAAAAUAAAUUAAUGAGGAUCUAAGUAUAACAAAAGAACAAUUGGCUAACUUGC